AUGGAACAUAUCCCGUCGUUGCCCGCGUCGCACAAGGGAAACACGGAGCUGCUGGUAUGGGUGGACCUAUUCACGGGUUUUGUCAUAGCGAAAGCGAGCGCGUCGCGGACUGCGCAGACCGUCGCCGAGUCGUACGAAGAGGCCGUGUUUCGACGUUUCGGUGCUAGUGAGGCCAUUCGUCACGAUCAAGGUUUCAUGUCAGACUUCUUCCGAGUUAUUAACAGGCUCAUGGGACAGAGGCAACGCGCGACCUUGGCGUACCGGCCACAAGCAAAUGGGGCUGCCGAGCGUAUGGUUCAGACCAUCACGCGUGCUAUCAAGAUGUACAUCGCGGACGUCGAACAACGCGACUGGGAUGAGUACGCAGAGAGGCUCACCUACGCCCUGAACACGGCCCACGACAGGACUCGGGACGAGACACCGUUCUUUUUGGUCCACGGCUGGGACCCACGAUCCACGCUCGAAGCGACGUUGGCGGUGGGCAACACGUCGACACGUAAUGUAGAAGCCCGUCGUUGGAGAUUGCGAAUUCAACGCCAUUACAAGAUCCGCAAGGCUGUCGAAACCCGGGCCCGACGUCAGAACGAACGGGCGACGGAGCACGCGAUCUCCGAGGGAUCCCAAGUCUGGCUCUAUCUUGACCGCGUCAAGCCCGGCUACGCGCGCAAACUGGCGCACAUGUGGCAUGGCCCGUUCCGCGUGGCGGAGUUGGUAAACACAUACGCUGCGCGAUUGGAUACGAGUGACACCCCGUACCAACUAUUCCCGAUUGUACACCUGUCCAAGUUGAAACCCUUACGUCUGACCGUGCUGUCGGACGAGCGUUUUGAUUUCGACGAGGAGCUACUCCCGGAAGAUAGCUGGGAGGCAUGA
Molecule: messenger RNA, 873 nt
Organism: Phytophthora megakarya
Lineage: Eukaryota; Oomycota; Peronosporomycetes; Peronosporales; Peronosporaceae
Source: the annotation of a GenBank genome assembly